CUCCCUGUGAAAACCAAGCCUCUGCUCUUUUCCUCCGGAACUAACCCAGUACCGCCUCCAAACCCGACUUCAUUGGAUCCAUAUUUAUCUUCCCCAACACCCAUUACACCCGAUUUCUCAUACCAUCCUGCAAAAUCCUCAUAGCUUAGCCAGGAAUUGGUUUCCAAAUUGCUGUGAUGCCGAUGGCGGCUGGGCUAACAUUGCCGACCGAUCACGCUCCUCCUAUGGAACCUACUAUGGUGCCGAUGCAAUCAACACCUAUUAUGGUUUCAGACUCCUUUGCUAAAGAUGCUAUUAUUUCUUGGUUCCGCAGUGAAUUUGCCGCUGCCAAUGCCGUUAUUGACGCUCUUUGCGGUCAUCUUGCUCAGCUCAGUGCAGCCACUGGAACCUCCGACUAUGAGUCUGUUUUUUCCGCAAUUCAUCGCCGGAGAUUGAACUGGAUACCAGUCAUACAAAUGCAGAAGUAUCACUCAAUAGCCGAAGUGGCGGUGGAGCUUCGCAAAGUCACUGAGAGGAAGACAGAGGCCACAGAAAAAAGGCAAGAUAACAGCAAGAGUGAGGACGCGAACACUUGUUCCGAAGACAAAAAGAAAAUAAAUCAUAAAACAAUGGAUAGUGAUGGAAAUGGCGGUCACGAGGCUCCCGACGAGUACGAUUCGCCGGAAAGUGAAAUUACCGAUACAGGAUCUCAAGAAAUGCAAGCCAGUUUGAUGAACAGCAGUAUAUGCUCCAACCACGAAGAAUGUGAGGGACGUAGUUCCCAGAUAAAGUUGACAAAAGGUUUCUCGGCAAAGGAGUCGGUGAAGGGGCACAUGGUGAAUGUGGUGAAAGGAUUGAAGUUGUAUGAGGAAGUUUUUACUGACUCAGAACUCUGCAAGCUCUAUGAUUUUGUCAAUGAGAUCCAUUCUGCUGGCCAGAAUGGAGAACUCUCAGGCGAAACUUUUAUACUGUUCAACAAGCAGAUGAAGGGAAACAAGAGAGAGCUGAUUCAGCUUGGUGUUCCAAUUUUUGGACAGAUCAAGGAGGAUGUAAAAAGUAAUAUAGAGCCAAUUCCAACUCUUCUUCAAAGUGUUAUUGAUCAUCUUAUUCAGUGGAAACUGCUUCCAGAGUACAAAAAGCCAAAUAGUUGUAUCAUCAACUAUUUUGAAGAGGGAGAAUAUUCUCAGCCAUUCCUCAAACCCCCUCAUCUGGACCAACCUGUGUCCACUCUGCUUCUCUCUGAAUCAACUAUGGCUUUUGGGCGUACUCUUACUGGCGACAGUGAAGGAAACUACAAGGGGCCACUCAUGCUCUCACCGAAGAAUGGGUCUCUUAUAGUGAUGAGAGGGAACAGUGCUGACAUGGCAAGGCACGUGAUGUGCCCAUCUCCAAACAGAAGGGUCAGCAUCACAUUUUUCAGGGUAAAGCCAGACUCCAACCAAAGCCAAACACCAAUUCCUUCCAUGGCAACCACGAUGGGUGUUUGGCAACCGGGAAUAGCCAGCCCAUAUGGUUUGGCAAAUGGAGCUCUCAGUGGCAAUGAGGCCAUGGAUAUGAUGCCCAAGUGGGGAAUAGUUCGUGCCCCAAUGGUAAUGCUAACCCCCAUGCGCCCUAUGGUGUUGAGUUCUCGCAAGCUUCCUCGUGGUGGGACAGGUGUCUUCUUACCUUGGAACAUGCCUUCCAAAAAACAUGCCAAGCAUCUUCCUCCUCGUGCCCAGAAAGGACGCCUUCUAGCGUUACCUCCCCCCGUUGAGCCACAAUCUCACAUGGAAGAGUCCACUUCUGAUCCAACCUUUGCUGUGGACGCACAAGUUUGAAUUUAGUUUGAAACAGCAGCCUUAGGUUCAACCGAGUAUGAACCGAGGAAGGUGGUGGCUUAGUUUUAUUUUCAUGUACUAAUUGGGCCCGGCUGUUGUUUGUUGAGUUUCGUUCUUUCUUUUUGUCUUCUUUCGGCUCUUUUAUUGUUAAGUUAGGUUGUAUCAAUGAUCAUAGUAGCUUUCCUUUUUAAUGGAUUUCAAUCACGGUACCAAGAGCUUCGGAGUAGA
Messenger RNA from Neltuma alba, 2024 nucleotides. Its product is annotated as RNA demethylase ALKBH10B. The record is from RefSeq and is a predicted model, not a curated record. Gene Ontology annotation, molecular function: mRNA binding; demethylase activity. The coding region runs from base 177 to 1796 and encodes 539 amino acids. NCBI's taxonomy places the organism in Eukaryota, Viridiplantae, Streptophyta, Magnoliopsida, Fabales, Fabaceae. The transcript has 7 exons. Gene Ontology annotation, biological process: mRNA catabolic process.